AUGUCUUUCCUCAGGCGACACCCUCAUCCAGAUGAAUACCUCGACACGGAUGACGAGAACGAUGUAACCAUUGAUCCAGAGUUGCGCUUGCGCACCGUGCGCACAGCUGCUUCUGCCAUAGCAGAGUCCAUUCGCUCGGAACAGCGCGCGGAGAGGAGAAAGACAAUGCGAAAGAAGAGGUCCUUCUUUCGCAAGAAUCGUGAUGCAGACAAGAAGAGACCAAAAACCUCAGAUUCUCUCCCAGAAGUGUCCUCCUCAGCUACUCAAAUACCCGGAGUAAGAAGAAAUGUAUAUCUCAAUAUGCUUCCAACAGCUAUGGAGGUCGACCAGCAUGGUGAGCCUCUGGUUCGAUAUGGCCGGAAUAAGAUUCGGACGAGCAGAUACACCCUGCUCUCGUUUUUGCCGAAGAAUUUAUACGAGCAAUUUCAUCGUAUAUCCAAUGUUUACUUCCUUGCACUCGUCAUCUUUCAAGUAUUCCCCGUGUUCGGCGCGUCAUCUCCCCAAACAGCCAUGCUCCCUUUACUAUUUAUCUUAGUCGUGACUGGAGUUAAGGAUGGAAUUGAAGAUUAUCGUCGCGCACGGUUGGAUGAAGAAGUAAACACCUCCGCAGUCACAAAGCUCGGACAAUGGCGCAACGUCAAUCAACCCACAGACUCUCGCAUGUGGUACGAGAAAAUGUUUGGAUUAAAUGCACCUGGAAAGGUCACGAAGGGCGUCCAGAAGCUUAGGGAGAAAGAAGCCGGUGAAGGGAUGAGGAUCAUGUUGAGCAAAGGUACAGAUGGCGACCGUUUCAGUAUAAGCACCACGGAUGUCAACGAGAGCAGUCUCAGUCUAUCUGUGAGUCCACCGCUUGGUGCUGGUGGCAGACGGUUAGAGGAUAUAGAAAGCGUUGAUUCGCAUAGCUAUCCUCCGGUUGUUUCGACGGACGAGCUGGGAGGUUGGGGACAAUACAAUAACUCAUUUUCGAAUUACCAACAGUCAAUACCUUCACGGUCAUCAUUAGGUGUGGUGGAUUGGAGAAAGCGUACGAGCGGGACAGCUAGAUGGGAACGGACACUUUGGAAGAAGCUGGAAGUUGGUGAUGUGGUGCUACUACGGGAUAACGAUCAGGUUCCAGCGGAUAUUGUCGUGCUUUCGAGUUCCGACCCUGAUGGCAUGUGUUAUUUGGAGACCAAGAACUUGGAUGGCGAAACGAACCUCAAACCUCGCAAAUCUUUGCAUGCGACGACCACGAUCACUUCGGAGGAAGACAUCGAAAAGUCAGCGUUUGUUCUUGACUCGGAGCCCCCUCACCAGAACCUGUAUAUAUACAACGGUGUCUUGCGGUACACUGAUCCCUCUACGUCUGAAGAAAAGAAAGAGCCUGUGACCCUAAACGAGCUUCUUCUCCGUGGUUGUACUGUACGCAAUACCGCAUGGGUUAUAGGCCUGGUUGUCUUCACAGGUGCAGACACGAAGAUCUACCUGAACGGUGGCGAGACGCCAUCGAAGCGUUCCAAGAUUGAGAAGGAGACAAAUUUCAACGUGAUAGUCAAUUUCAUAAUCCUCGUGCUCAUGUGUACCAUAACGGCCGUGAUCUACGGAGUCUUCGACAACCAACAAGACACGAGCAUCAGGAUUUACGAGCAGGGGGUGGAUGCCACCAACUCGGCCAUAUUGAAUGCUCUUGUCACUUUUGUUUCCUGUUUGAUUGCUUUCCAAAAUAUUGUUCCUGUUUCAUUGUAUAUUUCCAUCGAAAUUGUGAAGACGAUACAGGCCUUCUUUAUCGCGCAGGACCUUGACAUGUACUAUAAGCCGUUUGACACGACUUGCGUUCCGAAGACGUGGAGCAUUUCGGACGACUUGGGCCAGAUUGAAUACGUCUUCUCAGACAAGACGGGUACGCUUACGCAAAAUGUCAUGGAGUUCCAGAAAUGUUCUAUUCACGGCGUUCCCUACGGCGAAGGCGUCACAGAAGCCCAACGUGGAGCGGCGACGAGGGAGGGAAGGGCCGAUGUCGUUGACCCUGAAGAAUUGUCUCGUAAACUCGGUGUCCUCAAGAAAGACAUGUUGUCGAUCUUGACACGAAUGUUCAAGAACCGUUAUGGUCAACCUGAGAAAGCCACUCUCAUUUCACCCAAGCUCGCGGAAGAUUUGGUCGACAGAUCCUCGGAACAAAGUGCUCACAUCAUCGCCUUCUUCCGUGCUUUGGCUGUAUGUCACACCGUUCUGUCCGACAAGCCUGAGCCGCAGCAGCAACCGUAUCACCUGGAUUACAAGGCGGAGUCUCCCGACGAAGCCGCGUUGGUUGCAGCUGCUCGCGACUUUGGAUUCCCGUUUGUCGCCAAGUCGAAAGAUGGAAUUGACAUUGAGGUUAUGGGUCAACCAGAGCGGUAUGUUCUUUUGAGGACACUUGAAUUCAAUAGUACCAGGAAACGGAUGAGUGUCCUCGUUCGCGCACCCGAUGGCCGAAUUGUCCUUUAUUGCAAGGGAGCCGACAGCGUUAUCUACGAGCGACUCGCCCCGGACCACGAUCCAGCGCUCAAGGAGAGCACAAACAAGGACAUGGAGGCGUUUGCCAAUGGCGGGCUCCGUACACUCUGUAUAGCUUACCGCUACGUCUCUGAAGAAGAGUUUUUGAACUGGUCAAGGGUAUAUGAUAACGCAACGUCUUCUAUCGAGAAUCGCGACGAGGAGAUCGACAAGGCGACUGCUCAGAUCGAACACUCGCUUAUGAUCCUCGGUGCCACUGCUCUAGAAGAUAAACUUCAAGAGGGUGUUCCAGAGGCCAUAGAGACGCUGCAUCAGGCCGGCAUCAAGCUCUGGAUUCUUACAGGCGACGUAGGUGACAAGCUGCAAACUGCUAUAGAAAUAGGCUUUAGUUGCAACCUCCUCAAGAAAGACAUGGAAAUCAUGAUUUUAUCAGCCGACACACUAGAUGAGGCUCGUUCUCAAAUAGAAGGUGGUUUGAAUAAGAUCGCUUCGGUCCUUGGCCCGCCAUCUUUUAAUGCACGCGAUCGAGGCUUUGUACCCGGUGCUCAGGCAUCUUUCGCUGUGGUCAUAGACGGGGACACAUUACAACACGCCCUCUCUCCCGAGCUCAAGUUACUCUUUCUCAAUCUUGGCACGCAGUGUGAGACCGUUGUAUGCUGUCGUGUAUCUCCAGCUCAAAAGGCAUUGGCCGUUAAACUUGUGAAAGAGGGGCGGAAGGCUAUGACUCUAUCCAUUGGAGAUGGCGCGAAUGACGUUGCGAUGAUUCAAGAAGCUAAUAUAGGUUGUGGGUUGCUAGGUCACGAAGGCUCUCAGGCUGCCAUGUCUUCCGAUUACGCCUUUGGUCAAUUCAGAUUCCUCACAAAAUUGCUCCUCGUCCAUGGCCGUUGGUCUUAUCAGCGAGUCGCUGACAUGCACAGCAAUUUCUUCUACAAGAACAUCAUCUGGACCAUCCCACUGUUUUGGUAUCUUCCUUUCAGCGACUUCGAUGCUACGUACUUAUAUCAAUAUACCUUUAUCUUGCUUUACAAUCUUGUGUUCACGUCACUCCCGGUGAUUGUUCUCGGAGCUUUCGAUCAAGAUGUCAAUGCCAAGGCUGCAUUGGCAUUCCCGCAGCUUUAUGUUCGAGGUAUCAGGGGCUUGGAGUACACUCGCAGCAAAUUCUGGCUGUACAUGUUAGAUGGUCUCUAUCAAUCAGUCGUCGUAUUCUUCAUCCCCUAUCUCGUGUGGACACUUGGGCUAGCCGUAUCAUGGAAUGGAAAAGGCAUAGAUUCCUUGUCAGACUUUGGAACAACUGUGGCAGUUGCGGCAAUCUUCGCUGCCAAUACCUACGUUGGCAUCAACACCAACUACUGGACGGUCAUCACGUGGAUCGUUGUUAUUGGGUCAUCGCUGGUCAUGCUCCUUUGGAUUGUCAUAUACUCCUUCUUUGAGACAAGCGAUUUCAAUGAUGAGGUCAUUGUUCUGUUUGGCAACAUCACGUUCUGGUCAACUGUUCUUCUAUCCAUAUUUGUGGCUUUGGCACCCCAUUUUUUUGCCAAAUUCUUCAGAUCUGUUUAUAUGCCUCUUGACAAGGAGAUUAUACGUGAGAUGUGGGUCGACGGCGAUUUAAAAGACCGGCUUGGCAUACGACACCGGAAGGAGUCUAAGAAUAAGCAAGGAAUGGACCUCGAGUACGCUCCAAUGUUCCGUGAGCCCCAUGCUCGUUCGGUCUCGGAGGUUUCGAAUCUACAUCCUGUCUACGAGCCAGCCUUGACUAGGAGUCCAGCCGAUAGCGAAAUCAUUCUAAGGAACCAGAAUACGGUUGGAUACGCUAGCACUCCUCCUUUAAGUCAAGUGGACGAGUCGCUUGAAAAUUUAAAUUCUCCAUAUUACACCUCUGGCCUGGUUGUACCUCCAAAGGACUAUCAGUCAACGGAGACGAUCCAUGCUCCAAUAUCAGACUCGCCUAACCCCUCUUAUUACUCCGUAUCCGAUAUUCCACCACCUUCUCCUCAACCAUCACCUAUGUAUCGAUACCCGUCUGGAGAAGUUAGCAGCGGAUUGUCUCCACAACGACCGCCUGGAAUCUUGACUCCUGGUGUUUCUGGAUCUUCUAGUGGAUCGUUGCCUAUACCAGACCAAAAUUUUGCUUCAAAUCGUCAGAUGAGGGCCCCGUAUCCUUCAGCGGCAGUCCCGGAGUCGUUCGAGAUGCGUGUGCGAAGUCCACCAAAUCAUUAUCCACCUCAAUAUCUGGCUCCUGACCCAGGCCAGGCAGGUUACCCUCUUACCAACGAGACUGAGCCGCCUCAUAUUGUUUUGCACGGGGCCGGACCUCCUCAUGUAGAGGAGGGCGGCAAUCAGGCUGGUUAUGAGGCUGAUCCAGAAUUCCGGCCAGAAAGCUCGCUAUCGUGGAACGGGCCUCGGGCUAUAUAA
Molecule: messenger RNA, 4884 nt
Organism: Serpula lacrymans var. lacrymans S7.9
Lineage: Eukaryota; Fungi; Basidiomycota; Agaricomycetes; Boletales; Serpulaceae
Exons: 13
Coding region: 1-4884 (1627 amino acids)
Biological process (GO): phospholipid translocation
Cellular component (GO): plasma membrane
Molecular function (GO): ATP hydrolysis activity; ATPase-coupled intramembrane lipid carrier activity; magnesium ion binding
Source: RefSeq, a predicted model, not a curated record